This is a messenger RNA of Caretta caretta (loggerhead turtle), 845 nucleotides long. It is a transcript of the gene ENY2, whose product is annotated as ENY2 transcription and export complex 2 subunit. Gene Ontology annotation, molecular function: transcription coactivator activity. Gene Ontology annotation, cellular component: SAGA complex; nuclear pore. The record is from RefSeq and is a predicted model, not a curated record. Gene Ontology annotation, biological process: positive regulation of DNA-templated transcription; mRNA export from nucleus. Lineage: Eukaryota; Metazoa; Chordata; Testudines; Cheloniidae.
CUGUAGAGGCUCGGCAGCAGAGUACAAAGGACCUCUGGUUGAAUGUUAUCUGAGCUCAACUCUUCUAACUUUAUAGUAUCUCACCCCCACUUUGCUAAAUCUGUGCUGCAGCCUUCUGUGCUGGCUGUUGCAUCAUUACACAGGGAGGAGAGAGCGAUCAGUUCAGUAAGACUGACACAUGCACAGCUGAAUUUGAUCGUCUCCAGUUUCUUAUUUGACCAUGUCAGAGAAUCACUCCAUAGUUCAGGGCAGAUAGCAGCCUUUCCUCAAAUCAGGGCUGAAAUACCAGAGCUCGAAGUAAGGUGAUAGAGCUGUGGGUCUGAAGUGGCUCAGAUUUGCUGUGGAAAUCUAGGUUUUCAAAAUGAAUAAAGAUGCACAGAUGAGAGCAACUAUUAACCAAAAACUAAUAGAAACAGGAGAGCGAGAACGCCUUAAAGAGCUGCUAAGAGCCAAAUUAAUUGAAUGUGGCUGGAAGGAUCAGUUGAAGGCACACUGUAAAGAUGUAAUCAAAGAAAAAGGGUUAGAGCAUGUUACUGUUGAUGACUUGGUGGCAGAAAUCACUCCCAAAGGUAGAGCUUUGGUACCAGACAGUGUAAAGAAAGAACUCCUACAAAGAAUAAGAACCUUCCUUGCCCAGCAUGCCAGUCUUUAAGAUUGACAUUAAUUCUGAGUACAGUAUUUUUGUGUGUCUGUAUUAUGUAAGUCAUGCCAGAAAUUGGAAUACAUUUUUCAUGUUUUAGAAUUUAAGUUCAUUUUUGUAUGAUUAGUUACAGGUGUAUCAUUAUACUGCAUUAAUUUCUUAAACUUGCUGUUUUAAUAAAAAAAAAAAAAAACUUUUGUGGUUA